Messenger RNA from Papaver somniferum (opium poppy), 1133 nucleotides. RefSeq names its product B3 domain-containing protein At5g42700-like. Bases 66 to 803 code for a protein of 245 amino acids. The transcript has 6 exons. The record is from RefSeq and is a predicted model, not a curated record. Gene Ontology annotation, molecular function: DNA binding. NCBI's taxonomy places the organism in Eukaryota, Viridiplantae, Streptophyta, Magnoliopsida, Ranunculales, Papaveraceae.
AUCCCUAAUAAAUUUCAGAAAAAUUCUCCUUUCAGAAAUUGAUUUAGUGGGCGAUCGAGCUGCCAAUGGAAAAUGUUAACUCCUAUGAAGAAGCUAGAAAACAACGUUUGGAAGAAAACAGAAGGAGGUUUCAGGAUUUAGGUGUUGAUAAGAUUGUCAAGAUUCUAACUCCAGUUGCAAAGACGUUUAUUAAGGACCGUCCUCUGCGGAAAAAGCUAAGAUCAGGCACAUCUACUAGAGUCCGAAAGGCCCAUGAAAAAGUUGCUACUGCAGCACAGCGAGCUCAUGCUAUUAAGCGUGCUGAGGAUUUCCGAGUUCAGCAUGUGCCUUCUAGUCAUCCAUCUUAUGUCAAAUCAAUGCUCCAAUCUCAUGUGUACCAUGGCUUUUGGCUGAAUGUCCCGAAUGAUUUCUGCCAAAAGUACUUAACGGAGGAGAAAAUGACUAUUGUGCUGGAGGAUGAAGAAGGUGUUAAGUAUGACACUAUCUACAUUGGAGAAAAAACGGGCCUCAGUGGUGGCUGGAAGGCGUUUGCUAAGGAUCAUAAGUUGGAUGAUGGCGAUGCCCUGGUGUUUGAGCUUAUUAAGCCGACACGUUUUAAGGUCCAUAUCUUUAAAGGGAUUAUUGAUGGCGUGGGUGAAGCAAACACCAAGAAGCCGAAGAAAGGUAACAGAAGUAAACCUAUUAAGAAAGUGAAGAACUCUGGUGCAGAAGAGGAGGAUAUGGUUGAAGAGGUUGCUGAACAAAUUGCCAAAACAAGAGAGAGACAAACCCGGAACUCGAAGAAAUCUGGAGAUGAUUUUUAGGUGGACCUUAAACGAUCCCAACUACAUUAGUGGCGUUUCAUUUUGGAGACCACACACCUACUAACCUUAGAUGGUUUCAGUUCUGAUACUUGUUUCAAGUAAGGGUGGGUUAUUUCUGAUUUUACUGUAAAAAGAGUUGACAUGUAUAUCUAGUAUUUGCUAACUGCUACGUAAUUCUAAAUACUAGUAUAAUUUUGUGCACCAUCUACAAUCUGGCGCAUUAACGGAAGUGACGUUUUGUAAUGAAUCUACCAACCUUUAAGCAGAUUUUGGUAAUUCUGCUGCGUAGUUCUAAAUACUAGUCUAAUUUUGUGCGCCGUAUAAUUGUUC